Molecule: messenger RNA, 2666 nt
Organism: Girardinichthys multiradiatus
Lineage: Eukaryota; Metazoa; Chordata; Actinopteri; Cyprinodontiformes; Goodeidae
Gene: rel
Product: v-rel avian reticuloendotheliosis viral oncogene homolog
Exons: 10
Coding region: 117-2006 (629 amino acids)
Biological process (GO): inflammatory response; non-canonical NF-kappaB signal transduction; canonical NF-kappaB signal transduction
Cellular component (GO): cytoplasm
Molecular function (GO): RNA polymerase II cis-regulatory region sequence-specific DNA binding; DNA-binding transcription factor activity, RNA polymerase II-specific
Source: RefSeq, a predicted model, not a curated record
CCCCACCGAACCUCCUGAAGAAAAACAAACCUGGCUGGGCGCACUCAGUCAUUCAGUCUGCGGCUCUCCGACAGAACACCACCCGGGACACGACUAAAAGAGGGAAACUGCGCACCAUGGACGUGCCUGAGCCAGCUAUCCAGAUCUUCGAGCAGCCCAAGCAGAGGGGAAUGCGCUUCAGGUACAAGUGUGAGGGUCGCUCUGCCGGGAGCAUCCCUGGCGAGAAGAGCUCCGACAACAACAGGACCUACCCCAGUCUGCAGAUCCUGAACUACUGCGGGAAGGGGAAGGUCCGUGUUUACCUGGUGACAAAGAACGAGCCCUACCGGCCACAUCCGCACGACCUGGUGGGGAAGGACUGCAAAGACGGAUUCUACGAGGCCGAGUUUGGCCCCGACCGCAGAGUGAUGGCUUUUCAGAAUCUGGGCAUCCAGUGCGUGAGGAGAAGGGAAGUUAAGGAUGCCAUCCUUCAGAGGAUCACAAGAGGGAUCAACCCAUUCAACGUGCCCAGGGAGCAGCUGAUGCAGACGGAAGAGUACGACCUGAACGUGGUCCGCCUGUGCAUCCAGGUAUUCCUGCAGGACGAGAAUGGCCACUACACCCGACAACUCAACCCCAUUGUCACAAACCCCAUCUACGACAACAGAGCCCCAAACACAGCUGAGCUGAGGAUUUGUCGGGUCAACAGGAACAGUGGAAGUGUUAAAGGAGGUGAUGAGAUUUUCCUGCUAUGUGACAAAGUACAAAAAGAUGACAUUGAAGUGAGAUUUUUCUCCUCUAAUGGAUGGGAGGCCAGAGGUUCUUUUUCCCAGGCCGACGUUCAUCGCCAAGUGGCGAUUGUGUUCAAGACUCCGCAGUACUAUAACACCAACAUAACCGAGUCGGUCACCGUCCACAUGCAGCUGCGCCGACCCUCCGAUCAGGAAGUCAGCGAACCGAUGGAUUUCAGAUACCUGCCUGAAAACAAAGACCCUUACGGCUACAAUGAGAAAAAACGCAAAAUAGAGGACUUGCUUAGGAGAUCAGAAUUUACAGGUGGUCUUGCAGUGGGUAGGCCAAAGGCUGUGCCUCAUAGUGCAAUGGCUCACGUGAGGAAAGACCUUAGAGGCAUGUACCUGAGGCAGACCCCCCCUAUGAUGCAGCAACAGGCCCCAGUAUUUAACCCGUCCUACCAGCCAGCAGAUCAGGCAACCAGUGCAAUGAUGACAUCACAGGCUCCUAAUUUACAGCUUGGUAACCCAUGGGCUAAUCCCAACCCCACUAUCUCAAUGGACACGGUCACUAUAAACCCAUCAGGAUCAAUGAGCAACCACCCAAACAGCAGCAGGCAGCACCAGCCAAAUCAUGGAUCUGGAUACCCCCACAAACUGGAUCACACAAGCUGUGAGAACAACGUCCUCCCUCAGCUCUCCAUGCAGGAUUUGCGGUGUUUGGACACAGGUUCUCAGGGCAAUAUGAUGAACCCAUCCGAGUCUCAGCUGCUAUUCCAGCAACAGCUUCAAAGAGAGGGUCUUAACUCUGACACCCAGACCCAGAACCAAAUGGCCAUUCAGAACCAAGGUCUCCAGAAUAUGUGGCAAGUCUUUGGUCCCGUCCAUACAGUCCAAAAUAACACCAGCAACUUCAAUGGAUCAGUACCUGGAGGCGGGUCCCAAGGCCUCGGCUCUUUCCCCUUACUAGAGGGAAUGGCAGGGGAGGAUUUUUUGAAGGGGCUUGUUGGAGGGACUGGCUUCCAGUGUAAGCAGGAGCCCCAGAUCCCUGUUGGACAAGAUGGCAGCAGCAAUCUAGUGCAGUCCCAGAGAGAGAGCCAAGGAAAUACUUACACCAACCUGCUCCCUCGCCCCAUGAGCAACGGUGCCAACAUGGAUCUGAGGCGGCAAGAUCUUUGUGGCAUCACGCAGCCUCUCACAAAUCUUCAGAUUCCUUUUGGGAGCAACAACAUGACCUCAGAGGUCCGCUAUGAAAAUCUGUCUGACUGGGUCAAAUCUUCUCCGCAAAGUAAAUGAAGGUGAAAUAAUGUGGUAUCAGGAGAAUCUGUUUAGCUUUGUAAAGCCAGAAUCUUUUGCAUGCUAGCCUCAGAUGCACAUCUGGCACCAGCUUGGGUUGUUACAGCUAGUGGUACAAGACCAGGUUUGGCAGCCAGUUGGAUCCAGUUUAUUGUUUCGGUAGAGCUUUACCAAAAAGGUAAAGGUUUUUUAGCCAACCAUCGGAGAUAUUAGGUCGUCCUAAUUCCUAAAACAUUUCCCAAACAUUACUGAGCAAAUUAAGUUUCUUGUCAAAUUGGAUAUGGAAAGCUGAGCUUUACCUUUGAAUCGCUGCUGGAGAUGAUGAACUGCAUCUGUGGUUUGCCUCCAGGUGCUGGUGUUUUGGAAACUGGUCAGUGUUAAUGGGCCAAGAUGGAUUUGGCUGGUUUCUGCAAGAUUAGGACAUAUUAAUGGAAAAACAUUCUUUAGGCUGUUAGGAAGAGCUGACCAAACAGCAGGCUAAUGACUUCCAAGCCAAAGGUAAAUAUUUGAAGACGUGAAUGUACUUUCUUUCUUUCUUUCUUUCUUUUCAAUAAGCAAAGUUUAAUUAUCUGUCACUCAAUAUGAGUACUGAAUGUUUUCUUUCAAGUAAUCUGUUAAGAAAAGCAGGUUUAUCUACAUACAUAUAUAUAUACAUGUAUA